AUGAGAGUAGGUAUCGCAGUCGUCGCGCUGACGCUGCUCGCGCCCGUGUGGGCCGCUGCCGUGGAACCUGGUCUUCACGGUUCCGACGUCGCAUUCCUCGCCCCCAAAGCCGAGCGCGACAACACCCAGCAGGACGAGAAGCUGUGGAAGCGCAAGGGUGGAGGCGGCGGCGGCGGUGGUCGCGGCGGAGGCUCUUCUUCAGGUGGGUCCCGGUCGGGAGGUGGCAGUCGCUCUGGCGGCUCCAGCUCCGGCUCUGGUUCAGGAUCAAGCUCAUCAAAAGGCGGUUCAGGUGGUUCAAAAAGCGGUGGCAGCAGUAGCGGCGGUUCCAGGUACAGGUCUUCCUCCUCUGGACAGUCCCUGUCCGGAUCAUCCCCGAGGAGCAGCAGCAGGCAGACUAACAGUAAAUCAAGUACCUCGAGAGGCGGCAGCCGCGAUAGCUCUGGAGGAUCGACGAGGACGGGAAGCGGACCGCCGCCAGCGUACGGCAACGGCAGAUACUACGGCGGCGGUGCGACGACUCCCUACCCGGCCGGCCAGAGGAGGGGCAGCAUUGUGCCGUUCCUGCUUGUCGGCGGUGCCCUGGCUUUCUGGCCCGGUCUCUGGCUCGCCGGCGCACAUAUAUAUCCCUACGGUUCCCCCUACCGGUACUACAACGAGACGGCUCGCCAGAACCAGACGAAGCCGGUGCUGUGCGGUUGCGAGGAGUACCAGCCCUGCGGCUGCGACGAGAACAAUAGCACAGACUACAUGAACUCGCUCCUCGGCAACGGCAGCUACGCUGCCCUGAACAAGUCCGUCGUCAACAUUGGCGAGUACAAGGGCAGCGAGACCAUUCUUAUUAACGGUACCCUGCCCAACGGCACAACUGCUGCCGGCGGUUCCGACGAGGUUGGCUCCGCUGCCUUCCGCACCGUUGUGGAGACGCUCGGUUUCUGGCCCGUUGCCCUGGUCGUUCUGGCAACAGUCUUCGCCGCAUAA
This is a messenger RNA of Colletotrichum orchidophilum, 978 nucleotides long. RefSeq lists its product as uncharacterized. The record is from RefSeq and is a predicted model, not a curated record. The transcript has a single exon. NCBI's taxonomy places the organism in Eukaryota, Fungi, Ascomycota, Sordariomycetes, Glomerellales, Glomerellaceae. The coding region runs from base 1 to 978 and encodes 325 amino acids.